UUUGAUUAUAAUUAUAGAAAUUUAAGUGAAUCAGCAUUGAAAUUAUUAAAACUAUGGCCAACUGAUGAUCAAAUUUCACAAACGAUCAAACAUUCUCAUCAAUUAGUUUGUGAACUUGCGGAAUUUCUUAAUAUUAUUCAGCCUAUAGAUGAUUUUUUUAAAUCUAAUUUUCCACAAGUAUUUGUUGUUAUUCAUGAAGAAGAGGUUUCAACUAAUAUAGAGAAUGAAACAAUUAGUUCUACAAAUAAUAAUAAGCAAAAUGAAGAGAAUGAAAUUAAUAUUUCUAUGGCAAUAACCGAAGCUUCUUGUAAAAUGAAACAUAUUACAACACAAGAGUAUAAUGAAGAAAUUCUAUCAAAUAAUUUGUUUCAAGAAGGAAGUUUGCAGUUAAAUAUAGUUAAUCGCUCUAAUGAAGACUUUUCUAUUUUAUAUAAUGGUGAUAGAUUUCAAUAUAGAUUAGAAAAUAAUUUAGAUUUUGAACUCUUAUUACAACAACGACAAAGACAUGAAGCUUAUACUUCAAGAUCACUAGAGCAAAAGCUUAAUAUUAAAUCUGUUUCUACAAAAUUUAAUAUUAAUACUACAAUGACAAUUCAUCUGAAUAAGGCUAGCCAUAUUGUUGCAUAUUUUUCUAAAAAUGAAAAUCCUGAAGAAAAAUCAGUUAAACAACGUGAAAAACGAUAG
Molecule: messenger RNA, 684 nt
Organism: Racocetra fulgida
Lineage: Eukaryota; Fungi; Glomeromycota; Glomeromycetes; Diversisporales; Gigasporaceae
Source: the annotation of a GenBank genome assembly